Vicia villosa (hairy vetch) is the source of this 1179-nucleotide messenger RNA. RefSeq lists its product as uncharacterized. NCBI's taxonomy places the organism in Eukaryota, Viridiplantae, Streptophyta, Magnoliopsida, Fabales, Fabaceae. The record is from RefSeq and is a predicted model, not a curated record. Gene Ontology annotation, molecular function: nucleic acid binding; RNA-DNA hybrid ribonuclease activity. The transcript has 2 exons. The coding region runs from base 1 to 1179 and encodes 392 amino acids.
AUGGUCGGAAGAAUGUUGAGGUGGUCCCUCGAGCUAUCCGAAUUUGACAUACAAUACGAAGGUAGGAAGGCGCUGAAAGCUCAGGCGCUGGCCGAUUUCGUAGCCGAGAUGGCCUCAAUCUCUAACUCCCCGACAUCCACCAAAAAUAAGUGGACCAUCUAUGUGGAUGGCGCCUCGAGCAGCUCAGGGAGCGGAGCCGGCAUUAUCCUAGAAAACGACGAGGGGCUCAUCAUAGAAGUAUCCCUAGUUUUGUCUUUCACCACGUCGAACAACCAGGCCGAAUACGAAGCUCUCUUAGCGGGCUUACGACUCGCCGAAGACGUGGGUGCUCGGGAGGUCAAGAUUUACACCGACUCCCAACUCGCCGCAUCCCAAAUUAGCGGCGAUUACCAAGCCAAAAACGACAUCCUCGCCGAGUACCUCACGCUCGUCAAGGAUAAGAUGAAAAGAUUCUCAAAGGCAGAAGUCGAGCAUAUUCCCCGGGAGCACAACUCACGGGCCGACGUGUUGUCCAAACUCGCGAGCACGAGAAAGAAAGGCGGAAACAAGUCGGUGAUCCAGGAAAUCCUAUCCAGACCGAGCAUAGACAAAAGCGCACAAACCCUACAAGUGCUCGCCAUCGGCGAUGACCACUGCUGGAUGACUCCGGUAUAUAACUACCUCACGAAGGACGAACUUCCAUCCGACGCGAAAGAAGCCUCAGCGAUCAAAAGGCGAGCCUGCUCGUACACUAUCGUCGAGAACAAACUGUACCGACGAGGUUUCUCCAUUCCUCUCCUUAAAUGUGUCGAUGCCUCGCAAGCACUCGAGAUACUUCGAGAGCUUCACGAAGGGAUCAACGGUCAACACCUCGGCGGCCGAUCGCUAGCGAGAAAAGCCCUCAGGGCCGGGUAUUACUGGCCGACCAUGCAGCAAGACGCCAAGGAGCACGUCCAGAAAUGCGAUAAAUGCCAGCGCCACGCCGACAUGCACUUAGCUCCCCUAAACGAGCUUAAGUCUUUGUCCUCGCCCUGGCCCUUCUCCACGUGGGGGAUGGACCUCCUCGGACCAUUCCCAGUCGGGUCAUACCAAAAUAAAUAUCUAGUGGUCGCUGUCGACUACUUCACUAAAUGCAUAGAAGCCGAAGCGCUCGCAAAGAUCACGUCUCAAAACGACGACGCCCCACUCAAGCACGGGUGA